AUGUGUGAAGAAGCUGCCACAACGGACUACGAAGUCACGGUGGACAUACGUCAUAGAUAUCAACGUUUCACAAGAUUUAAAAGAUCAGCUGUGGUAUUUCCCAAAGAACUUGAUGCAAUAUUUAAAGUACAUGAAACCAAUGUACUACUUAGACUUAAGCGAGCGGAGCAAAUUCGUUCCAAUGUCCCGAUAUACAUGCAAAUAGAUGGAAGAAUACGAAAAAUAAAGGUUCCGGAAAGACAGCAUCAUGUCUUUUACCAAGAUGUUAGACAUCUUGCGUCCGUAUCUGUUCAGUGCCUACGGUUCGACCAAGAGAAUAGCACGUGCAGACAUCAGAUGUCUGGACAAUUACUGAUCCACGGAAAACAACAUACCAUAGAACCAUUGUCGGCUAACUUAUCAUCCCCUCUGGGUCCUAAUCAACACAGAGUUGAACUUGUACAGACUAAAGUUGAUUUUACUUCCGAUUACAUAUACCCAGAUAAUUUCGACUUCACGAAACAAAGGCGAAUGGUGGAGAACAUGACCAACCAUAUGGGACGAUUCCGUCGACAAUCGAUCGCCUACCUCGUUGAAAUUCUAUCAGUGAUAGAUUACCCCAUUUAUAACUAUUGGUUAACUGCCAGUACAGAAACGGGGGACGCUGACAAAUCGGCGGACGCCAUUGAACAGAUUUGGUUCCUCCAAGCGCAUCUCUUCAAUGCGAUGGAUGUCCGAUACCAGAGUAUCUCACAGCACACUUCAGCUUACACUAUUACUCCUGUAUUCGCCGGUCUCUAUAUAGCUGAUGAUCCUACACUAUCCCCGUGGACGGAGGACAACAAGGUUACCGCAUCUCCCAGGGACCAGGUAGACGCUCUCGUAAGUCUUCAAGCUUUCAACACCUGGCGUGGUACUGCCACAGGCCUGCCCGAAUUUGACCAUGCAAUGGCAUUUACUGGGUACGACUUGACUUAUUUAAGUUCGACAAGUAAUGCAGGGCUGGCUUAUGUUGGAGGCCUGUGUGGUUCAAACGCUGUUUCGAUAUCUGAAGAUCAUUUCGACCCAGUGUUUGCGAUAGUAGCAUCCCACGAGUUAGGACACAAUCUAAAUUCCAAUCACGACCAGGAUGGCAAUGCUUGUCCAUCCGGUACCAGUAACGUGAUGGCUCCUAGUUCCGGGCCGAGUACAGACUCCACUACGAAUACUAACCAUCAUGUGUUCUCAUCCUGCUCAGUCGCCUACUUCACAGGUUUUAUAAACCAGCUCGAUACAGACAGUAACAAUUGUAUGACCAGUUUGAGUUCCGGCUAUGACCCAACCGCACUUGACCAAUUCCUAACCUUGCCAGGAGAGGGUUUCUCUAUAGAUGACCAGUGCCGUUCUCAGAUGGACAGUGAAGAGUCACACAUGUGCAGGACAUUGACCUCCGACCCCGAUGCUGUGUGUCAGUAUAUCUAUUGUGCAAUCCCAAAUGAAAGCAGCUGUCGGACAAAGUUCGUAUGGGAGGGAACACAGUGUGGGAACGGAAAGUAUGGUUACGAAAUUAGAUGUUGUGAGUCGUGUGCUCAAGCAUACACGUGCGAGUCCGGUUGUGAGUAUGGGGACACGGGGACUGGAUGUAACGUUGCAAACUGUCCUUUCUACGAUGCAGCAAGUUUAUUGCAAUGUUGUGGCACUUGUUCCCCGACGCCACUCCAGUGUCCAACAUCUACGUCAGUCACUACUACUACUCAACCAACUACAACUACUACUCCAACUACCACAACUACAACUGCAACUACCACAACUGCCACUUCAACUACAACAACUACCACUCCAACUACCACAACUACUAUUCCGACUACCACAACUACUACUCCAACUACCACAACUACCACUCCAACAACUACAACUACCACUCCAACUACAACAACUUCCACUCCAACUACCACGACUACCACUCCAACAACUACAACUACCACUCCAAUAACCUCAACUACCAUUCCAACAACCACAACUACCCUUCCAACUACAACAACUACCACUCCAACUACCACAACUACAACUCCAACUAACACAACUACCACUCCAACUACCACAACUACCACUCCAACUACAAUAACUACCAUUCCAACUACAACAACUACAGCUCCAACUACAACAACUACCACUCAAACUACAACAACUUCCACUCCAACUACAACAACUACCACUCCAACUACCACAACUACCACUCCAACUACAACAACUACUAUUCUAACUAUCACAACUACCAUUCCAACUUCCACAACUACUAUUCCGACUACCACAACUACCACUCCAACAACUACAACUACCACUCCAACUACAACAACUACAACUCCAACUACCACAACUACAAUUCCGACUACCACAACUACCACUCCAACAACUACAACAACCAUUCCAACUACCACAACUGCAAUUCCAAGUACCACAUCUAUUACUCCAACCACAAACUCCAGUGACGUCAACUCUGUGACCAAACAGGUUUCGUCUAGUGCGGAUUUGGGUUUAGCAUUGAUGGAAUUAAGUCUCUACAUCACCAUAUCAGCUGUUGGUGUGGUGGGAGCGGGCGUGGCUGGCGUUGUCAUUUACAGGUGUGUCAGGUCGACGUCAAAGGUGACUCCGAAGCCAUAGUGGCAUGGACAGUGAUGUUGUCGUUGACCGAAGAAGGAUUUUUUCAUGACACGCAAGGAAAGUAAGACAACUCCACCGUCCCUGAUGUGAGGAGUUUAUUAUUAUCGUAACCAAUUUUCAUCCUUUUGUUUUACAUAGUUCAUUUUGGAAUCUACACAUCGAUUAGUUUACAAAUUACUAAAACCAUGUUCCUAUGGGUAAAGUAGUUCGAUGUUGAUCCAAGUAGAUAACCAUGUAAAUGGCAGGUUCCUCAUAGGUUGUAGUAAACACGACUUUUCUGUAGCAGUUCAGUGAGUCUCUUGUUUCAUAGGGGAAUGUUCAUGAUGGUGCCCGUUUUAUUUAAGUAUCCCCGCGGUUUCUGUUGCCAAAUGUUUUACUUGUACAUAUAAUAAGACAGUCUUUCUUUGUUAUUAACAUGAUUUCCUUACUGUUAUAUGAUAUUCAAAAUAUGGUAAUGAUACAAAUUAUUUGUAACAAGAUACAGCAUGCAUGUAUGUCGACUGUGUGUUACAUUUCUAAAUCGUUUCUCUUUAUAUAAACAGAACACAUGUUAUAUGCAAAUCGUCUUAUCCCACAUGUCAAUUUACGGUUUGUACAUGUAUUGAUGUAAGCUCACAUGCAUUCGUAUAAGAUAAUAUGUUAUGGUGUAAGUCAUGUUGUGUUUUCAAAGGGUAAUAUAUAUUUUAUGCAAGACAAUGUGUAUAUAUGUAAGACAAGAUGUGUUGAGGAGUGGUAAGUUACACUGAUGUAAUAUAGUAUAUUGAUAU
Mizuhopecten yessoensis (Yesso scallop) is the source of this 3386-nucleotide messenger RNA. Its product is annotated as mucin-2-like. Bases 1 to 2619 code for a protein of 872 amino acids. Gene Ontology annotation, molecular function: metalloendopeptidase activity. The transcript has 17 exons. The record is from RefSeq and is a predicted model, not a curated record. Gene Ontology annotation, biological process: proteolysis. NCBI's taxonomy places the organism in Eukaryota, Metazoa, Mollusca, Bivalvia, Pectinida, Pectinidae.